AUUCGCUGUCCGCUGAUAGCACGACGAAGUUCAUAAAAAUUUUCACUCUUAAAUCUUAAUACGAUUUUCUCGUUCUCUUUCGCUGACUAAAAUACUGUUAGAACGUCGACGACGACACAAUGUCUUCGGAUUCAGACASAAUGCCGGGGAAGAUAUUUGGUUACCAAAAACAAGCGCAUACCGGUCGGAACUCGAUUGAAGACUUUUUAGAGAACCUUAAAGGCGUAUUCCUUGGACCAGUAAUAUGGGUUAGAGAGACCAUUGUAAAGCCCAAUCAGAAAGACUACCACUAUUAUCAUGAACAGUUACGAAGAGUGCCCACAGUUGAUCAAUGUUAUGACGAUGAUAGACUGUGCAAAUGGGAAGCCAAUCAACAAUUAAUUCGGGAUAAGUAA
Molecule: messenger RNA, 395 nt
Organism: Diuraphis noxia (Russian wheat aphid)
Lineage: Eukaryota; Metazoa; Arthropoda; Insecta; Hemiptera; Aphididae
Gene: ND-PDSW
Product: NADH dehydrogenase (ubiquinone) PDSW subunit
Cellular component (GO): respiratory chain complex I
Source: RefSeq, a predicted model, not a curated record